This is a messenger RNA of Oppia nitens, 1138 nucleotides long. Its product is annotated as dual specificity protein phosphatase MPK-4-like. The transcript has a single exon. Gene Ontology annotation, molecular function: protein tyrosine/serine/threonine phosphatase activity. Lineage: Eukaryota; Metazoa; Arthropoda; Arachnida; Sarcoptiformes; Oppiidae. The record is from RefSeq and is a predicted model, not a curated record. Gene Ontology annotation, biological process: protein dephosphorylation. Gene Ontology annotation, cellular component: nucleus. The coding region runs from base 146 to 1138 and encodes 330 amino acids.
AUAGUGACAUCAAGUGAUGCAAUGAAUGAGUCAUUCAAUGCAUUGGAUAUCAUAUGACAUAUCAUAAGAGAUAUCAAAACAAAACAUUUCAUACAAUUUAAACACUAYUUUCAUUGAUUGUUACCAUCGAUGACGACAUAUAUCAAUGGAUUCAAAUGAUGAAUAUUCAUACAAAGAGGCGUCGAAAGUGGAUCAUAAUGUCUAUUUGUCCUCAUACUUGACGGCCAUUGACAUGAAUGCCGUCCAAAAUCUUAAAAUCGGACGCAUUUUGACCAUCGAUUUGGUGCCUUUGGCUGACAAUGGGCGCCACAAAGAUAUCACUUAUAUGUUCAUCAAAGCAGCGGAUAAUCCCAAAGAGGACCUAAUUUCUCAUUUUAAUGAAUGCUAUCAAUUCAUUUGCGACGGUSUGUCAAAUGGUCACAAAGUUUUGGUUCAUUGUGUGGCUGGAGUUUCAAGAAGUGCCACAAUUGUUAUCUCAUAUCUGAUGAUUAAAAAUAAUAUAUCUUUUGAUAAAGCGAUGGCUUUGGUCAUAAAGAAGAGAUCAAUUGUUGAACCAAAUUAUGGAUUCUUAAGACAAUUAAAACUGUUUGAGAAAAUGGGUUUAAAAUUAGAUCCAAUGAAUGGUGAAUACAGACACUUCUUAAUAGAGCACUUGAAGUAUCAAAUGAUUAAAACUCAGCCGUGGUUUAGAUCUAUUGGACACAAUAUUAGUGAUGAUCUAAAUCUUUGUCAAUCAUUAGAUAACUAUUUGAGAAAAACACAAAAUUUAAUGAUUACUUGUAAUUCAAGUCAAAGAAUUAGUAAAGCAUUUAAAUGCAGGAAAUGUAGAGAAUAUUUGUUUAGUGAUAUCAAUGUAAUCAAGAAGUUGUCCAAUGAUUCAGAUAAACACAACGUAUUGUCAGACUUUGAGUGUCAGUCACUAUAUGUGGAACCAAUAGAUUGGAUGACACAAUAUUUGUCUAACAGUAUGAGUGGAUCAAUAUAUUGCCACAAAUGUCACUCAAAAUUAGGUGAUUUUCAUUGGAACUCAUUUGAUAUCAAAUGUUGUGACAAACAUAACGACAACUCUAUUAGAAAUUGUCUUAUCGUCAGAAUUGAUGUCAAAAGAGUCGAUUCGCCGACAAAUCAUUUAUUAUAG